Messenger RNA from Vitrella brassicaformis, 360 nucleotides. Lineage: Eukaryota; Vitrellaceae. The record is from the annotation of a GenBank genome assembly.
AUGGACCCUGUUGUCAACAGACAUGUGUGAGCAAGAAGAGAACAGCAAGUGUUGCGGAACACCGCGCGCGCUUCUUCCACCUGUGUGUGAUCUCUUUAGUGUGUUUUGCGAGACCAAGCUGCCGACGAGCUCCGCAAAGGGCGUUACCUUCAAGGGUCUUAAUCUCGCGCGCAACACGGGGCAAAACAUUGAGGCCCUCAUUCGUCGCGUCAGGCGAGACUGGGAGCACGGCGUAUACGACAAGUACUUCAAUGAGGUGACAGGCUCGCAACGCCACGCUAUGCAUGAAUUCUAAUCGUCGCUGUUCAGGCCUAUCCGCGACUCGUCGAUCACAUGGGUCGGGGGCAGAGGACCCGAUGA